AUGCGGAUUGGGUACUUGAAGUGUAGCCACAGAAAGACGGGGCUGCUGCAUGAUCUCAAAAUAAAUGGCUCGAGGAAGAGCUCUUUCGUUAGCGUUCCCAGCUGCGGACCGAACGAUGAAGGAGGAAAGUACGACGAUAUAGAAAAUGUGAAAAAUGAAGGAGAUUUAAAGAAUUUCUUUUUGCAUUAUAGUAAAAAGGAUGCCACGGAGCUGAUGCGGGAUUAUGAAUUACUAACCAGUGGGACGUUAAAAAGGAAGUGUUCACUUUCUGAGGUGAUAGAAUGCCGCAACAUUUUGAAGUACGUGGUGGACACAACAUCUGUGGUGCAUUUUUUACGUUCGAAGGGAGGGGGCCAGAAGAGUGCGGGUACUCCUCUCACCGCGGCAAAUGAGAGUCAUCACACAAGUGGACCAAACAACGUCUACUACAUUCACAAUAUUGAGAAACCGAAAAUCAACAGAAAUGAACUGAUACGAACAAGCAGAAACAACCCUUCUAUGAAUGCUCUCUUGAAUAAUAACAUGCACAAAUUUAUCUAUAGACUAAAAAAAUGCGACAUUUUGAAUUAUAAGGAGAGAGUGAUAAGCAAGGAGCAUGUGAAUUACUGCUCCUUGUUAUUCCCUUUGACUUAUAUCAAUCUGAGGAGAGCAAAGGAAACUGAAGCUGACUCCUACUUCAUGGACACAAAUAUUUUCUAUCAUUAUGUUAACAGAAGAAACAGUAAAGGGUUUAUGGAGAUAUUGAAACAUGUUAAGUACAGAAUUUUGUCUGCGCAAGAAAUAAAAAAUGGUCUCCUCCUAUUGUCCAUCUUGCACCAUAACAACAUUUGCAUGUCAAAUGACAAAAGCAACAUUGUCAAGUGUGCAGGCACAUCGGAGGUUUUAUACAAAAAUGAAGAUUACGUUAAUAAAAAAAUGUUGCAAGACAUUUUCAUGACCUUAUGUCAGGGGAUUUAUUCUAAGCUAGAUUCCAUUUCGUUCCUCCAUCUGUAUGACUACCUGCUUCUCAUGUGUAUUAACGAAGUGAAACAUAAGGAGGUUUACGCAGGCAUCGUGAACCGCUUGUCGCAAUAUGCUAAUGUUAUUAACAAAAUUACCAACGACCUUAACAGGUCAGACGAAACGGGGGAGCCCCUUUCCGGGGGGGGAGACACCGUGGACGGGAGUGCUGCCACAGUUGGGAGUGGCAUUCAGACCGAUCAUCCCAGGGAGGAUCCACUUGGCCUUGAAGUCGAACCAAUCAACGGAGUAGCACCCGGAUGGACAAACCACAGUACGAGCGUCGUGGUCCACGAGGAGGGAGACCAAUUAGAUGGUGAAGAAGAUGAGUGGGCUGAAAACAUAGCGCAAGGUGAAGACAGUCGCUUUUACCUGAGGAAGGAUCACCGUCAGCACAUAAAGAACAACCUGAUAACCAUCAAGAAUAUCCUACUUCAGAAGGUACUGCUAGUCUACAUGGCGAAAUAUCUGUUCAGCCACAUAGACAGCAAUAUUCUGUACGCCCACUCUGACCUGAUCUGUGAGAAUUUGGAACUAAUGACACAUCAUAUGAUAACAAAUUAUAUUUUCACCAUCGGGACGUGCAAACAUGUAGACGAAUUCUGCAUGUUCAUGUUGGCAAAAUAUGUACAGAAUUAUGUACAUACAUACACACCAAACGAAAUUACCAUCAUUGUGAAUACUUAUGCGGACGCGUCUUUGGAGGAUGUCAGUUUUUACGAAACGAUUUGUGAACAUAUGAAGAGAAACUUUGAAACAUUUUCCUCUAUUGAUAUUAUCAAAAUAAUUUAUGCAUUUUCCAAAGUGAGGAUUCGAGAUGAGGAGUUGUUAAAAAUGGCGUAUGAAAAGAUAAAUAAUUAUUUGGAAGAGAGGGAGAGAAAAUUGGACGAUAUGUGUGUACAGGUAAAAGGGCAAUACUUACAAUGGGAGAGCGAAAAAAAAAAAAAAAAAAAAAAUUUCAGCACACACUACAAUAGCGAUACAGCCGUGCAAGAUGACUGCUUUCCGGAUGGAGGUGACCACCAUAUGGCGAGUUGCAACACUGUCUAUGAGGACAAACAAAACAAACGGAAUGUAAAAAGGAAAAAAUAUGUAAUUAACAAAUAUCUGUGUGCGUACGCAUUAAUUGCGGCGGGAAAGUUGGAUUAUGUAGAAGAACUGGACAAACUUUUUGUACACUUAAGGAAUACUAUACGUAGUGAAGGCAUCGAUAUAAGAGGUGUGUUGUGGAUGCCCAUGGUCAUCACGAGCUUGCUAUCAUCGGAAUGCAUUUUUCACUUCCUUCCCAUUUAUGUAAAUUUAAUUUACAAUGCUUUCAAAAAAACGCAAUCCCCAAAAUUGCUUUCGCUACUUAUACGAAGACACAGCAUUUUACUACAUACAAUCGAGACGGAUAUCAUUCCCAAAAAAUACAUCAGUAAAAGCACUCUGAACAAUUUGUAUUAUAUUUGCAAAACGAAGAAGGACAACUCGAAGGAGAAGGUGUUCAUUCCAGAUAGCUCCACUUUCCACAUUGAAGUCUCCAAUGCGUUGUUAUCCCUGGACAUUGUGCACAGGAAGGAAGUUAACAUUUAUCCCUUCACCAUUGAUAUUUUAAUUAGCAGGUCCGGAAAUAACGAACAGAAGGAGGGUCAAUCCAACAACACCCAGAGAGACUCACGCAGGGCGGCGGCGCCGUCAAGCUACGGAACAACAAACUUUACUCAUGAUCAUACCGCGAAGGAGAAGAAAAAAAUACACCAGUACGACAACGACACCAACUUUGAGCACACAUUCGAAACGAAGAAGGUUAAGAAGAAGUCCCAGAACAAAAAUGAGGUGUACACGGACGUGCCAAUCGCAUAG
Molecule: messenger RNA, 2844 nt
Organism: Plasmodium knowlesi strain H
Lineage: Eukaryota; Apicomplexa; Aconoidasida; Haemosporida; Plasmodiidae
Product: heptatricopeptide repeat-containing protein, putative
Exons: 1
Coding region: 1-2844 (947 amino acids)
Source: RefSeq, a predicted model, not a curated record